AUGGUACCCAGUCGAGUUCUUUCCCUUUGCAAUCGGCAACAAUACAACGCAAUCACGAGGAACGAGGUCCCCGUUACUACGCUUUGGCUGACUUUGACGGAGACGGAGCGAAGAUCACGCUGCGGCGCGGGGAGCGGUAUGUGCGGUUAAGAGAGGCCAGUGGUAUGUCUGAAGCCGAUUCACUACUGAAUUACCACCCACAAACUUUUCUGCGCCGACGAGCUUACUUUGGCAAAUACAGGGUGGUGGAGUGUUCUGCGCCUUCGCGACAACGCGACGGGAUGGGCGUCGCCGCAUCUGCUUGCCCUCGUGCAGGAGGACGUGGAUAUCUCGGGCGACGAGAGAAGCUCGUCGGAGGAAGGUGACCGCGAUCACGAUGACAACGACCAUGGUGCAAGAAGCUCUUCCUCUUCGCCCGCCUCUCAGAUCCAGGCACGGGAUUCUUCCAAUCCGAGUCAAGGCAGCUCCUCUAACGCGCAUCGUGGCCUUCGUUCGCUGAUCCUUCCUUCGAAUCAGCGUGCUGGGCAACAGAACUUCUCGCCGCCACUCCCUCCUCGCCUCCCCACUUCUGCUCAAGGAGAUCGGCAGGGUCGCCGUUCGAUGCAACGAGUACGGAGAUCAACUGGAAGCCGAGAUCUACGAAGCAUGGCCGCGGCCACGGAAGGCGAGUGGGACUCGGGAGAAGAAGUCGAGUAUCCCGCCCUGCCUUCGUAUUUUCCCUAG
This is a messenger RNA of Lecanosticta acicola, 723 nucleotides long. NCBI's taxonomy places the organism in Eukaryota, Fungi, Ascomycota, Dothideomycetes, Mycosphaerellales, Mycosphaerellaceae. The record is from the annotation of a GenBank genome assembly.